Messenger RNA from Lates calcarifer (barramundi perch), 3203 nucleotides. RefSeq names its product tripeptidyl peptidase I (gene tpp1). NCBI's taxonomy places the organism in Eukaryota, Metazoa, Chordata, Actinopteri, Centropomidae. The transcript has 13 exons. The coding region runs from base 108 to 1790 and encodes 560 amino acids. Gene Ontology annotation, molecular function: serine-type endopeptidase activity; tripeptidyl-peptidase activity. The record is from RefSeq and is a predicted model, not a curated record. Gene Ontology annotation, biological process: central nervous system development; proteolysis.
CAAACAUCAGAGCUGCCGGUCACGUGAAAGCACGUCACGUGACCACCGCGUCAAUAAGCGCCUGCUCACCGUACACCGCUGAGUUUAUUGUAUCAACCGAGGACAUCAUGGACGCGCUCUGGCUGACCUUCUCCAUCCCUUUGUUAUUCAGCUCGUUGGUUUGGAGUGGAUACCUGGAAUAUGACCAAGAUGUCUUGAUACCAGAGGACUGGACUCGUGUUGGUCGGGUCGAUCCCGCAGAGGAGCUGGAGCUGACCUUUGCCCUAAAGCAGCAGAAUGUUAAUCUGCUGGAGGAAACACUGAGAUGGGUCUCAGACCCUGACUCAGCUCAAUAUGGUAAAUACCUCACCCUGGAGGAAGUGGCCUCCCUCGUGCGACCGUCAGAACUGACCCACAAGGUGGUGCGUCACUGGCUGCACAGUCAUGGGAUUACAAACUGCCUGACUGUUCGCACUGAGGAUUUUUUACAGUGCACCAUGACUGCAGAAGUUGCAGAGAAGCUGCUUCCAGGAAGCCGGUUCAACCGUUACAUCAGAGAUGGGCAGUCUCUAGUGAGGUCUUCAGCUCCGUACUCCGUCCAUGAUGACGUUCACCAGCACCUCGACUUUGUUGGGGGUCUUCAUCGCUUCCCACCCAAAGGGCAAGACCUCCGUAAAGAGCAAAAGUCGUCUAAGGAAGGGAUACACCUGGGAGUGACUCCUGUCAUCCUGAGGACCCGCUACAACCUGACAGCAGCUGAUGUGGGAACAGCUCAGAACAACAGCCAGGCCGUAGCUCAGUUCUUGGAGCAGUACUAUCACCCGGCAGACCUGGCUGAGUUCAUGAGCCUGUUUGGCGGGAGCUUCCAGCAUCUGUCUCAGGUGGAUCGAGUUGUGGGCACCCAGGGAGGAGGAAAGGCCGGCAUUGAGGCCAGUCUGGAUAUAGAGUACAUCAUGAGCACAGGGGCAAACGUCUCCACGUGGGUCUUCACCAACCCAGGCCGUCAUGAGUCCCAGGAGCCUUUCCUCCAGUGGAUGCUUCUGCUCAGCAACAUGUCUGAUCUGCCCUGGGUUCACACAAUCAGCUACGGUGAUGAUGAAGACAGCCUGUCCACUGCCUACAUGAUGCGUAUCAACACAGAGUUUAUGAAAGCUGGCAUCAGGGGAAUCUCUUUGCUCUUUGCCUCAGGUGACAGCGGUGCCGGCUGUAGACAUUUAGGAAAAGAACAAAACUCCUUCAGGCCCAGUUUCCCAGCCUCAAGCCCAUAUGUCACUACAGUAGGAGGAACGUCAUUCAAGAACCCAUACAAGGUCACGUAUGAAGUCACAGAUUACAUCAGUGGAGGAGGCUUCAGUAAUGUCUUCAAGAUGCCUGACUACCAGGUCAGUGCAGUGGAGGGGUAUCUUAAGACUGUUGCAGCAAAACUUCCUCCUCAGUCGUACUACAAUGUCAGCGGCAGGGCGUAUCCGGACAUGGCUGCCCUGUCUGAUAAUUACUGGGUGGUCAUCAACAGAGUGCCAGUCCCCUGGGUGUCUGGGACCUCGGCAUCAACCCCAGUGGUUGGAGGCAUGCUGUCUCUGGUCAAUGAUCAUCGGCUGCUGAAGGGCCUACCUACCUUGGGCUUCCUCAACCCUCGCCUUUACAAGCUCAAGGGACAGGCCUUAUUUGAUGUGACUGAAGGUUGUCACCUGGGCUGUCUGGACGAGCAGGUUCAGGGGCAAGGUUUCUGUGCUGCACCGUCGUGGGACCCUGUUACUGGCUGGGGGACGCCAAACUACCCUGCACUACUGGCUGCCUUGCUAUCUGAGUGAGCACUUCGUGCAGUUCAUGGAAGCAGGUACUAAACACACAUCUGAACUCUAGACCAGGUGCCUGAUGCCAAAGACUGGAUAGUGUAAUAGAGGGACACGAUGCCUACACUUUAGAUUUACACCUCUUUGUUUUUCUUACAUGUUCAUUUGAGGUCGAAACACUGCAUUAUUCUAAUCUGCAGGAAUGUUUUUAUCUGUUAUCAUCACCACCUCCAUCACCUUAAAGACACAGCUCCUUUUAUCUGUGCUUUUUUUUCCUCCAAAAAGCUUAAAACUGUUGCCUUGAAUGUUUUUAGGUCAGGGAGAGUGGUACUUUGGGAUUUUCAAUGCCACACUGCAGUUGCCUGUUUCUGCUGUUCACUGCAUUUUAACUGACCCAGAUUUCUCAGAGAGUCUCUGAAACAAACACAAAGGCAGAUGGGUGUUCAUGCUCAUCUUUUGCUUUAAUUUCAUGCCACUAGAUACAAAGCGAUGAAAGUGUGGAUAUAUUGGUCGCUAUGCAUAAAACUUUAAUAAGUGAACAUAAAAUUAUGCUGAAAUACACACCAAUCAUGUUUUAGAUACUUAGGCCUAGUUUAACAUGUUUUCUCUACAUUAAGACAGAGCUAUAUGUUAGAUGUCAAUCGAAAAUCUAUAUAUAUUGGAUGCAAUGAUUUCACCAGAUCAUGAGAUGACCACAGUGUGAAAUCGUGUGUUUUGCCAUACUACUCUGCAGGGAUGAACUAGGUAGAAAUGUCAUAAUAUCAUUUAAUAACAAAUAGAUUUGCAUGCAGUUUUAAAAAUGUCGCUCUUGUAUUUGUAAUGAAAUGGGAACAUACUAACAGGACCUUUUUAAAACUUGAUUUUACUUUGGUUUUAUGCCGUUUGCUUUACGGCUGUGAACUAACCAAAUUGCACUGUUAAUAUGUGGGUUAAAAUGAUUCAGCAAAUCUGCCCACCAGCAUUGUUGCACUUGUUCUUUUGUUUUUUAGCCAUAUAAAUCCACAAAACAGAGUUAUUUAAUGUGAGUGAUUGCCCGUGCUGUGUUAUUUGUGAAUCUAAUAAAGCUGGAUUUUUACAUGGAAAUGUCAGAAGAUUGCUCAGGAUUAUCCUGAGUCAGGCGUGAGUUGAAUGAAAGCUGUAGUUUUGUACCAGAUGCCUGAAGAAAAUGUUUUUAAAAAUCUCUCUUUAAACAGAUGACAUUAAAAGGAAUCCUUUUAAGUUACAAUGCAAUUUCUGAAGAUCCUUCCAGUUUCUAAUGUGUUGUUUUGAGUAUCUCACGUCAGAAUGAGUUUGCAAUGUGUUCAGAUCCAUUGACGGACUAUAUUCCAGCUCUAAGAUGUCACUUUGAAGCUGCUAAUUUCAAGUUUUGAAAUGUUUUAAAAUUGCGUAUAUGGAGGAUGCUGAAGAAUAAAAGAACCAGAAUUUGCUUCA